Cavia porcellus (domestic guinea pig) is the source of this 951-nucleotide messenger RNA. RefSeq names its product olfactory receptor 9S13-like. NCBI's taxonomy places the organism in Eukaryota, Metazoa, Chordata, Mammalia, Rodentia, Caviidae. Gene Ontology annotation, cellular component: membrane. The transcript has a single exon. The record is from RefSeq and is a predicted model, not a curated record. Gene Ontology annotation, molecular function: olfactory receptor activity; G protein-coupled receptor activity; odorant binding. Gene Ontology annotation, biological process: G protein-coupled receptor signaling pathway. Bases 1 to 951 code for a protein of 316 amino acids.
AUGACAACCCACAGACAUAGGAACUUUUCCAUGGCGCCCUUGUGGGAGUUCGUGCUGGAAGGCUUCAGGGGAGGUAUGGAGACACAAGCCCUGCUCUUUGCUGUCUUCCUGGCCCUGUAUGUGAUGACCAUCGUGGGCAACCUCACCAUGAUCGUCGUCAUCACCCUGGAUGCCCGCCUGCACUCCCCCAUGUACUUCUUCCUCAAGAACCUGUCCUUCCUGGACCUCUGCUACUCAUCUGUUUUUGCACCCAGAGCCCUGAUCAACUUCUUCUCUUCCUCUAAAGUCAUCAGCUCUGCUGCCUGUGCUGCCCAGUUGUUUUUCUUCUCCCUUCUCGGUACCACGGAGGCCUUACUUCUGGCUGUGAUGGCCUAUGACCGUUUCAUGGCCAUCUGCAAUCCCCUGCAUUACCCCGUGACCAUGUGCCGCACUGUCUGCGCUCUCCUGGUGCUGAGCUCCUACUGUGGGGGCUGCCUCAACUCCAUCGUGCAGACCAGCCUCACUUUCCAACUUCCCUUCUGCAGCUCCAACCACAUUGACCACUUCUUCUGUGAUGUGCUCCCGCUGCUCAGGCUCGCCUGUGCUGACACGGCUCUCAAUGAGCUGGUCAUGUCCAGCACCUGUGGCUUCAUACUUCUGGGUGCCAUGAUGGGGAUCUUGACUUCCUAUGGCUACAUCGCAGUGACUGUCCUCAGGAUGCCCUCCAGUUCCAGGAGACGCAAAGUCUUCUCCACCUGUGGCUCCCACCUGAUAGCAGUGUGCUUGUUUUAUGGAACGGGUUUUGUCAUGUAUGGACAGCCAGGGGCAGUGGAAUCCAUGGAGCAGGGCAAGGUGGUCUCCAUCUUCUACACCCAGGUCAUCCCAAUGCUCAACCCCCUCAUUUACAGCCUGCGGAACCAGGAUGUGAAGGACGCCCUGAAGAGGCUGGGACAGAGACGGGCGGCCUCGUGA